Saccostrea echinata is the source of this 462-nucleotide messenger RNA. RefSeq names its product dynein axonemal heavy chain 10-like. Gene Ontology annotation, biological process: microtubule-based movement. The record is from RefSeq and is a predicted model, not a curated record. The transcript is spliced from 3 exons. Gene Ontology annotation, cellular component: dynein complex. Gene Ontology annotation, molecular function: dynein light intermediate chain binding; dynein intermediate chain binding; minus-end-directed microtubule motor activity. NCBI's taxonomy places the organism in Eukaryota, Metazoa, Mollusca, Bivalvia, Ostreida, Ostreidae. The coding region runs from base 13 to 369 and encodes 118 amino acids.
UAUACUUCCAACAUGACAACAGUAAGCAAAGGAGAUAUCAUUGAAUUAAAGGCACUCCAUAACCCCCCUGUGCUUGUGAAAUACGUGUUAGAAGCCACCGUUUUACUACUUGGACACUCUCCUGCCGAGGCAAAAAAUUGGAAAUUUGUUCGGGGAAUUUUGAAUGACCCUACCCUUUUGAAUCAGUUGAAAAAUUUUCACGCUGAAAAUUGCGACCCAGAAUCAGCCAAGAAAGCCAAGGAAUUGCUAGAAGAUAUCACUGAGGAAAAGGUCUGCAAAGUUAGCAAGGCUGCAUCUCAAUUAGUUAACUGGGCAAAGAAUGCAGUUGAUGAAUGUGAGUCAGCAGGAAAACUUAAAGACCCGUCCUAAAAAUAGAACACCUUAAUCUUCCAUCCCUCUAUUCAGCAAUGAAACUCUUUCUUUAGCGUGCAUGGUAUUAUCAGGAAAAAAUAAUGAUGACUG